Emericellopsis atlantica is the source of this 1546-nucleotide messenger RNA. RefSeq names its product Dbl homology domain-containing protein. Lineage: Eukaryota; Fungi; Ascomycota; Sordariomycetes; Hypocreales; Bionectriaceae. The transcript has a single exon. Bases 296 to 1408 code for a protein of 370 amino acids. Gene Ontology annotation, molecular function: guanyl-nucleotide exchange factor activity. The record is from RefSeq and is a predicted model, not a curated record.
GUGUCGUUCUAUUCGAUAGGAAGCUGUACAUGCUCAAGAUUGUAUCUCGAAACGGCGCCGUGAAAGUCUUGGGGCCAGCAUUGCGCGUGUUGACCUGUGACCUGGGAUCCGUCUUCAUCGCUACAGAAGUAAAACUUGUCCAAAUAUGCCCUUUCCCGGCCCUCGACGGCCAAAAAUGGAUGGGUGAAAAUGCAUUUGAUUGUUCGCAUGGCUUCCAUGAGAAAAGGGAUGGAACGGUCGACAGGAGCGCUCUGGGGUCUGUUCGAUCUACGCACACGAACCCUCCUCUUUCGUCAUGGAGCCGCUUACACCUGAUCGCCCCAGUCAGUCGACCAGCGAGAUACCCUGGACCAGCUUCGGUUCCGGUCCAGAGAACCUGGCUCCGCGACCACUGCAGCUCCCAAACCGCAGCCCCGCAACCGGUCCAGUAAUCAGGCCAUCGGAUAUGUACAUACCGUUCCGCGACCCGCCGCCAACGCCAGGGCUCAGCCCCAUUCGGCCGCCGAGGGAGCGCGGGGUUAUUCAACACUGCCUUCAUCGCCAGAACCAAUCUGCUCCGUACUCGAGAGGCUCGGGGCCGGCACCAUGCCCUGUGUCCCUGCGAGAUGCCGGCGCACGGUGGGCCAGUUCAUUGCAAGUUGUCCAGCCUGCAGUGACCAGCGAGCGUACCCAAGGCCCUCGCUCGCCUGAAUCCAUGGCAGCCGUUGUGGCAAAGGGAGACAACCUCAACAGUCCUGACUACCUUCGCAUGAGGGCUAUUGGGGAGCUCUUGGCGACGGAAAGAAUAUACCUGGCGGACAUGCGUGAUCUGGAGAAGAUGAUGGAGUCCGCAAAACGCUACCUGAAUCAAGAAACAGUCAGGCAGAUAUUCCGCAACGUGGGGGAGAUUGUCGUGUUCCACACAUCCUUCCUCCAAUCGCUUGAGAAGGCAACCGCUCCCUUGCACCACCAGAUGAGUGCAAGCUGUAGCGAGCCAAGGAGCCUGCGCAUCGAAAAUUUCCAAGUUGUGAUUGGUCCUGUUUUUGAUUCUCACCUUAUACGUGGGAGCCUCAUAAGGAUCUACGAGCGAUUCCUUAACGGCAGCCAUGGUGCCACUAGGUUACUCGCCCUACUACAGCUGGGUUCAUGGAGUCUGGAUUCUCUACUCAUAAAACCUCUGCAGCGUUUGAUCAAAUACCACGACCUUAUCGGCGCCAUUCACGAGCAAACGGCCAGGUACACCGAUCCUUGCCACCUCGAUCUACCAGCGCUAGACAGGGCGCAGAGAAUGCUAAAGGAGACGAUCACGCGGAUCAACGAGACAAUUCCUUGCGUCGACAAGGAAUGUGCAGGAACGAGUCCACCUCUGACGGCGAAGGCCAAGGUCAUCCGCGCCUUUCAGCCCACGUGGCGGCGACAUUCAAGGUAGGACUCAUGUAGUUAAGGAAUGAAGCCGGCUAAGCCUACCUAAUCCUGCGAAUCUACCCCCAGCUCACGAAUUAUCUGCGAUGCGUGGCCGCGUGAAGGGCUUUCUGGAGCUCGGUCGGAUGGCGUGCUGAACAGGGUG